Messenger RNA from Xyrichtys novacula (pearly razorfish), 8422 nucleotides. The record is from the annotation of a GenBank genome assembly. Lineage: Eukaryota; Metazoa; Chordata; Actinopteri; Labriformes; Labridae.
CGGACGCCUAUUUGUUUGGAGUCAGACCGCCACGAUGUUCAGGCAGUGAGUGUCUACACAGCAGAGUUUGUGGAGGGUUUGAGCAUCAGUGCUCAGGUGAUACAAGAAGGACACGUGUUUAUUAAAGACACAAAAUGUCGAGCCAAAAAACUUCAUUGAUGCCAAGCGAUGUGGAGAACCUGCGGAGAAGGUCUGUGGCGGAUUCAGGUGAGGCCAAACUAUCAGCUCUGUAAACUCCACAGAUUAAGUGUAUUUGCACUUUAACGACGUGUUAUAAAAACAUUAAAUUUCUAUCAGGAUUGCUCAAGUAUCUUUGACUAUACUGCUUUGUUUUUGUCUUUUACUUUGCCAUAUCUGUGUUAAUCAGUUUCACCUGUGCAGCUCACCCAUCCACCUAUUUGAGAUGAGACACUUUUCAGUUUGGUGGUCAGGAUCCUAAAUCUGUCCCUUCCAGUCAUCUUUUAAUGUCACCUUUGGCAUAUUUAAUACAUUUGUCUGUGUCAAAACUUCUUAACUGAAUUGUAAAUUCUUGCUUGACUCAGUUCUCAAAUCCCCCCACAAUUUUCAGCUGUUAUGUUUAAAUUAAGAUCUAACACUUUUUGCAAGGCUAAUAUAAAUUGGUAAAUUUGUGAGUCAAUUUGUUUAGUAAUUUUGAAUCAAGAAAUCUUCCCUAGCAGAUCUAAAAUUUCAAGCUUCCCUCUUGAAUCAAUGCUGUCUUGAUUAUUCUUGACAUGGGAGUAGAAAAGUAGACCUGGACAGACAACACUAUAAACAAGCAGAAUAACCUUAUACAGUAUACCCAACAUACUUUUAUGUUUAAUUUCAAAGCCCAGCUCAGUCCACUUUGUUUUCUUAUCUUCAUGUGUUGCAAUGCAUUGAUAAUGAGAUCGGUCGAGGCAGGCAUCUGUGAGAUGGGACACCCUGCAUGACUCUCAGGAGGUUUUUGUUAGUCACACACACACAUUUCCAUGUUGCAGCCGGGAGGGCGUUGGUCCUGCAUCAUGGUCAAGCUUUGCACAUAGUACAGACCCUCAGUUUCUGUGGUCCCCGGUUGUUGAACAGCCUGCCGGAGAGCCUCAGGGCCGCAGAGACUGUUGAUGUUUUAAAACAGGCUUAAGACUCACCUUUUUAACCAGGCUUUUCACUGAUUGUCUUUUCAUAUUUCUCUUAAUGCAAAUGUUCAUUUUAAUCAAAGUUCUGAAUGUUCCUUUUAUGUAAUCUUUUGAAUUAUCUCUGUUCGUAAUCCUUUUCUUAACUCCCCCCUCAGAGGUUUUUACUUCUUUUACCCCUUUUAUACGGUAAAAAGCCUUUACUAAUUUAUUUGUUCAUUUUAUGUUAUUUUCUUGUUUUAGUCCAUCAGGUUUUAGUCUUUCUUUUUACCAUUUUUAAUUUUUUAUCUUUUACCUCCAGUGUUUCCAUAAGGUAGCUCUUUCGUCAUGCAAUGUCUCGGUGUCAGGCCAUAUCUCUUGAACAAUAUGUCUUAUAUUCUCACUCUGUGUGCGCUGGGGUAAGUGAGGGUGGGUGUGUGGGUGGGAGGGUUGGGUUUUAUUGUUGUUUUUAGCCUCUGUUAGGCACUUUGAACUACAUUUUUUUGCCCAAGAAGUGCCAUAAAAAUAAAGUUGAAUUUGAAUGAUUUGGCUUUUUAGUGUGCGUAUAUAAAUAUACGUUUUUGUGCAGUUGUAGAUUUUUUUGAAAGUCAGUAUCCAAAUCAGUACUGCCUGAAUCUGUACUCCAUUGCUCUUUAGAGAACUGCGUUGAUCCUGACCAGCAUCAUCGGUUUCCAAGGCAACAACCCCAAACUGACUGGCUCGGUAUUGGCCCCCAGCAUCCAGAGCUCGGAACAACAGAGACCCCCUCACCUGAUGCUUCAACCCACCACUUCUGCCAUUACACACCUAAAUGUUUCCUCACUGUUCACAGAGGUAUCUUUUAAAGCACACCUCAAACAUAAUUUGAAAACCCUGCACCUCAUGAGUGAUAUAGUCUUGUGUUGCCUUUGCCACGUGAAAGAGUUUCCUCCUCACGUUUUUAAUUUGCACAGGAGGAGGACACGGCACCUCUGCUCGGUCUACUCCAUCCAGAGGUGUCAGGUCUACCCCGUCACGUUAUGGAGAAGAGGGCUGGCAUGAAGCCACCUCCAAGACAACGAUCAGAGCUGAGAAUGAAGUGGAGGCUCACAGAGAGGCCAACAACUACAAGGUAUCAUUAUGACUUCUACCGAAAAUCUCAGCUACAUUUGGUCUGCAUUGAAUAUUCUGCAGGCUAAGAAAAUUCUGAGUUUUAUUUUGUGAGAGGAUAAAAUUGAUUUAGACAAGGACUUUUCAGAUGAGCAUGUUUUGAAAGAAGCAGGUGGUUUUAAUCCAGCAAAACAUUCAUGCACUUGGGAAGAAGAAAAAUCGGGGGCAUAAGAUUGUUACUUGCAAUUGGUUUUUACUUGUGUUUCUUGUGUAACAAGACUAUUGCUGGUCCAGUUUUGGAAACUCUUUGGCUGUCAAAAGCCACAUUCUGUCACUAAUCAUAGACAGGAGAAUGUGAGUGUCUGUCUUUUACUCACCCUAUUCUUGUCUUCAAAUGAUGCUACAGACAUCAAGUCCCCCCUACAUUAACCCACAACAGCUUCCUUUACAGUAGUGAAAGAUCAUGUUAAAGCUCUGACUGUAUGUCCAUGUAACAUAUGUUCAACCAUCUUUCCUCAGUUUGGUUUCAGAAAGUGGAAGGGAAAUGUAACCGAAAAACCCAUUGAGGACCAAUCAGAGAUCAUCAAAGAACUCCACUCUGAUCUAAGCAUCGUGAAACCUCAAGAAGGUACUUCCUCUCUCCUUUCAUUAGACAUAAGUUCUGUUCUGCCUGAUUGAGAUCCAUAUACUGAUGGGAAUGCAAUGUUCUGUGGUUAUUUUUUUCUCUUUCAGGCUCCGUUGUCUCCUUUGGGAACAUAGUUUAUGUAUUUUUAUUUGGAUGGUGGAUUUCUUUAAUCUACCUCCUGCUCUGUCCAGUGAUGUUUCUAACAAUCUUAGGUGCACCUUACGGUAUGUAUGAUAUGGAAUAAAUGCAUCGCUCUGAAUAUGCAGUUUUAAAACGUGGAAAAUCAUGCAACUCUUUUGUUUUUUCUAGGCAAACUUUGUUUAAGGAUGGCUUUGUACUUUAUGUGGCCAUUUGGGAAGUCUAUAGAAAAGGUAAUAUGAUAAGCUGGAUCUGUUCUUCCUACAGUUUUGAUAUUGAAAGCCUCAGUGAGAAAAUUCAGUUAUUUAUGAAACAGACUAAAAUUAAUGCUGCACCACUACAUGAGCAUCAAAAGCUAAACAGGCCAUCAGAAAAAAGGGACUAUUUUUCAUAAACCAGCAAGGUUGGUUUCCAAUAAAGGACACAACAUGCCUCUGUUGCUUCACCCUUGAAAAGUGAACAUAAGGGUGUUCAAUUUAGAAUGUGUACAUCGCUAAUUUUUCCAGUUUCUACAUAUUGCACCUUUUUAAAUUUUACCUUUUAGUUCACAGAGGGGACCAAAAUCUAAAUAAAAUAAAACUGGGUUAGUGGUUUUAGACUUAUCUUCAAGACUCAUAUUUUACAAUAUCCAGUUUUCAUCUUCUCCUUUUUUUCUUUUAGCCUGGUGAUGUAGUUCGGAGAUCCAUUAUCAAGCCUCCAAAGUGUGAGGUCAUUCCUGAAGAGAGGGACAGUGAGGACAGUAAAGAUGCUGCACCUCUUCUGGUUUCUUCUCCAAUCCCUAUUGAAGUCCCUGUCCCAGAGCCGCCUGCUAAAAAACCUUCAAGACACUGGGUAGGAAAUAAUCCAAGUGAAUCACUCAGUGUAAUGAAGGUUUUUGCGAAGUUAAUGUUUAAAAUUGUUUAUCCGACGCUCCUGUUUAGUGUCGUGUCAGUACUUAUGUCUGGUUGCUGCUGGGUUACCCGCUGGUGUUCGUGUUCCACUGUCUGACCUGUUUGCUCUCCUGGCUGCUGGUUUUCACCAUACCUGUGGCUAAGAUGAACGCUCGCACGCUGAGCACAGUCCUCCUCAUGGCACCAGAGGAUGUUCAGAUACAUAAAGUGGAAAAGGUACCAGACAUGUCAUUUAAACAGACUAGUUCAAUGUAUUGUGAACCGUUUUAAUAUUAUGAGAUUGUACGGAGUAAAAAGAGUGCAACUAGAAAGACAUGGUGCUGUAAACUCUUCAAAUGAAAACUUCCAUGAAUAACAUUUACCGGAAAGCCAAAACUGCACUGACAAAUUCCUCAAAACUAAGAGAAACAAACUUGAUUUCAAACUUGUUUGUCUUUCUUUUGCAGGCGCAUGGGCACGAGACCAAAGUCACCUUGUGCUGUUACCAAGCAUUCAACGUGUAUUACUACAAAUACACAGUCCAAGGAAUCAACAUUUUUGCUCUCAGUAUCCUUUUUUUAAGCUGUCGUUUUAAGUUUGAGAAAAAGAUUUCAGGAAGAGAGAAAAUGUCAUUUACCGUAUUUUUCGCACAAUAAGGCGCGCUCAAAAUCCUUUUGGCUUGUCGGAGCACUGCAGCUACCAUAGCCUCGCAGAGUUAUUGAAUGAGUUAAAUAAGGUUUGACUUAUCUGACUGUUUUGUUUGGCUUAAUGCGCUUUAUAAUCCGGUGUGCCUUAUAAUCUGGUACGCCUUAUGUAUGAAAAUAGAUGCGUUCAUCGAUGUGUGCCUUAUAAUCAGGUGCAGGUAUAUUGCAAAAAACCUGGUAAUUUGGUGAGUUUCAAACAUUAAAGCCUCAGGACCCAUUAGUCAAGUUUCUGCAGUUUAGUGCUGUGUAGUAGAAAUCAUGUCCUCCAAGAUAAGGCUGAGCCCAGAUUUUUGCUACAUUUAUUUUUAACCCAUGACCCACUGAAAAUAACAUUAUGGCAAAUUUAUUAAUGCUUUACAUCUUAAUUCUGUGACAAAGUUUUUGCUCUGAAAAUUCACUUCAAGCUAAGACCUGAAGCACUGGUCUAUCUAUUUACUCUCCUUAAGUCCAUGCUCCCUUCAGACCUGCUCCCCCUGGUCUUCGUCACUUUGAUUAUUGGCUACACUGACCAUGAGCACAACUACUUCAGUGCAGAGACCAAGUUUGCCACCGCUAUCACCUCCAUCAUUCCUCUGUCCUACUAUAUCGGCAUGGGUAUAGCCAGGUUGGGUUUUUUUUUUUAUUCUUUUUAUUUUCCCCCUGACUUGUAAAUUGCUGUGAAGGAAAGGAGAAACAAUGGCUUGUUAAUUUGUAUUUUCAUAGCAUUUCUGCGCAGAGUAACUUCGCAGUGGGAGCGGUGGUGAAUGCAACGUUUGGCUCCAUCACAGAGAUGACAUUCUACAUCACAGCUUUACUGCAGGGCGUCCGUGCCGGCACUAAAUGUUAUGAGGAGAUUGUGAAAGCAGCCCUCACUGGGACACUGCUGGGGUGCAUACUGUUCAUACCUGUGAGUGCCUUUUAAUGAUAUAUGUGCACAUUAGCAUCCUUGUUUUAACUGUGCUAUCUUUUUUUCCCUCACUGACCUCAUGCUGAGUGUCUGUGCUCUCCACAGGGUAUCUGUAUGAUUAUCGGGGGCAUCAAACACAGGGAGCAGAGAUUUAAUAGUCGAUCAGCAGGAGUGAGCUCUGCUUUACUAUUCAUAUCCAUAGGAGGUGGGUGCAAUUACCUCAUUUCAAGCAAUAUGUCCUUUUUUUAUAAAAACCAAGGUAAAAAAAAAAAGUCCAGCUGGAUCCUCAUGCUGUGAUUUUGCCUCUAGGUGUGUUUGCUCCCACUCUCUUCUCCAAGAUCUUUGGUAAUCUUGUGUGUGAAAGCUGCACCAAUAUUCCAGGCAAUGGCAGUGUGCCCUUCGUCUGCAAGGACUGUCACUACGACACGGUGAGCUAAAUCACCCAAACCAAUAUUAUUAAAUGCUUAUACCGAUGCAAGUAAGGGGAUAACUAUUAUGUCUUUAUCAUGCAUUUUAAAUACUCCAUAGGAAUCUUUGUUGAUGGAUAUAACUUCAAGUUUCUGCGGAAAAGUUCAUGCUCAAGCACUCUAAAGCUGCAUUAUUCCCAGUGGCCAGCAGGGAGCACACUACUGGUCACAAAAAGAUGCUUUUAGUAUGAAUUUGGAUGUCAAAGUGACCCCAUAUCUGGCUUGAUUUAUUACCCCAUAAACAUUUGUCAUGAAGCCAGGGCUACUACACAGUUGGAAUUUUCAUACUUUUCCGUACCAAACUUUUUAGAAUUAUUUUUGGAAAUACCUACUUUUCCAUUUUAGAAAAUAGUAUUUUUUUACUGCGGUAAUAGUCUGGAAACAAAUACUUUUACAUACUUUAUUUUUCAUUAACCAUACUUUUUAAGACCUGGAAAUUGACCAAAUUACUUCCAUACCUGUCCAUAAUUUCCAUACUUGCGUAGGAACCCUGCAAAGUUGUGAUCUCUAAAGUUUUGAUUCAAUCCACAUUUAUCUCUAAAACUAAAAGUACAGCCAGGUAUACCUUAGGACAGUGCCAGUCAUCCUUGUCGUUCAAAUAUGGUAAUGUCUUUAUCCAAAAAAAUGAUGGUGGAAUUUGCUAAAAGAUGACAUUGCAAAGAUAAAUCUGCUUGUUUUUAUACAGUCUGAUGAUUUAUUUUUUGUCUUAACAGACUCAAACUGACCCACGCUUGGUUCUGUCUCAAAUUGAGUGAGUAAAACAUGUCGGUUUUAACAGCUUAAGAAAAAAAAUCCUCCUGCUUUUAAAGAUAAUUAUCAUUCAAAUGUUCUUUUCAAGGCCCUUGGUAUACACUAUUUCUGUGCUCUUGCCUGCUGCGUACCUGAUCGGCCUCAUCUUCACCCUGAAGACUCACUCGCACAUCUAUGACAUCCACAUCAGCGAUGGCCAAGGGGGCCAUGCACACGGUCAGUACUCACAAGAGGGCACCAGCACCCUCCCCUCAACCGGUGAGGUCACCGCUGGCCGUCUCCUGGCAGCCUACAACUCGUGUAUUAAUGCCAGCAUUGUUACCACCAGCCAGGCGGUUGCGACAGGUGUGUGGGUGGUGUGGUGUGCAUGUAGUCUUUUUCUCUUAACUUUUUGGUCAAGGAAAUUCAUUUUGAAGAGGCCUUCCUGCUUUAUUAACUGGUUUGCAUGUCUGGAAAGCUUUCCCCGUGCAGUGCAUGUCAUGCUCUUCAGCAUGUGAGGAUGAAGAACACAAAUAUGAGAGGAAGGUCAGACAUUUUGGAUGUAUAAGACACGGGAAAGGAGAGGUAGGUCUUACAUUUAAAACUUUCAUUGGCUUACAGUAUAUGUGUCAUCUGCAGGUCAUCAUGUGGUCCACUGGUCUCGGUGGAGGGCUCUUGCUGUGCUGAUUGUCGCCACAUUGUUGAUGGCUGCUUGUGCCGACCUCAGCACGGAGAACAUUGAGCCCAUGCUGACCCACUCCUCUAUCUCUCAGGUACUCAGAAAGCUGUUUUUUACAUAGAAGAUGGGAAAGUGUCUUUGAUUGGAAGUUUAUCUGGGUUUUAAGACCAUCAAAGUGUUGAUGAAGAUUCAAUUCUCAAUCUAUAAUACCUCUGGAUUAACUCAAUCCAAUUUACUUUAUGCCAUCAUUUACGCUGCCCUGUCUCUUGCAGUACUUCAUCGGGGUCACAGUGUUGGCCAUGGUGCCAGAGCUUCCUGAGAUUGUCAAUGGGAUCCAGUUUGCACUGCAGAACAACAUCAGCUUAAGGUAUGAGUACAAUACACUGUUGAGUAUAACUUUUAUUCACCACCUGUUGAAUUUAAAUUUACAACCAUUAUGUGAUGAUUUUUGCAUAACUUGAUCUGCAUUAGACUUUAUUAUCUAUUUUUAUUCCACGUUCAUCCAUCGUAAAGAAGAGUUUCACAAACGCUUGUAUAAUGUUUGUUUUCAACAGCCUUGAAGUGGGGAGUUGCAUUGCUGUGCAGGUCUGCAUGAUCCAGAUUCCACUGCUCAUACUCUUCAAUGCUUUCUAUGUGAGUGAACCGCUUUUGCCAUCAACAAACAUUCCUUACUUUCAAUACACUUUCAAUAUGACUUGACUUUUUCUUUUUACUCCCAGGAUGUGGGAUUCUUGCUUGUGUUCAGUGACGUUCAUCUCUGGGCGAGCAUCUUCAGUGUCAUCCUGGUCAACUACAUCUUCAUGGAUGGGAAAUGUGACUACUUUCAGGGUAAGCUUCAAAGACAGACACUGAAAAGAAGUUGAAAAAUGGAAAUGACACAUUGGAUUAUGUCUGUCUAGUUAAAAAUGUAGCUUAUUGUGUACCAUUUUGCUUGAAGGCACAGCUCUCGUGGUGGUCUACUUCAUCCUGUUGGCGCUGUACUUCUUCGCUCCUUCUCCUCGCUCUUGUUGAUCUGCUGGUCAAGAACAUUUUUCAAUGUUCAGAAUAAAAUGCCACCGUAAAAAAUAUAUGUGAAGGCUCAGUGGCACAGAAAAUGCAGAAAAAAUAAUAAACUGAGGUUUGAAAAUAGAUAGUGGAGCCUGAAUUGA